Molecule: messenger RNA, 1962 nt
Organism: Nanorana parkeri
Lineage: Eukaryota; Metazoa; Chordata; Amphibia; Anura; Dicroglossidae
Gene: INPPL1
Product: inositol polyphosphate phosphatase like 1
Exons: 18
Coding region: 1-1962 (653 amino acids)
Biological process (GO): phosphatidylinositol dephosphorylation
Molecular function (GO): phosphatase activity
Source: RefSeq, a predicted model, not a curated record
AUGUUUCAGGCACUGGGAGGUGGAGGAAGAAGAUUCCAGAAACACGUCCACACGUAUCGCAUCCUCCCGGACGAGGAGGACUACCUGACUCUUCAGACCUCUCAGGGGGUUCAGGUUCGGAGGUUCAAGACGUUGGGGGACCUGAUUGCACUCUACCUGCAGCCCAACCAGGGGAUGGUGUGCACUCUGCUGUACCCGGUGGAGCGGGAGAAGGACAGGGCACCAGACCAAGCCAGGGCACCAGAUGGAGAAGAUGAUAAGCCGCCCCUCCCCCCGCGAUCCGCCUCCGCCAGUUUCUCCGCCGGCUCAGGGAUGAGUUUGAUGCCCUGCGGGCAGGAAGUCAGCUCUGCAGAGAGCUCCACCAAUGGUCUGAGCACCUUCUCUCACGAGUACCUGAAGGGCAGCUACGCGCUGGAUCUGGAAGCUGUGAAAUCCGGGGCCACCAACCUGCCCCACCUGAACAAAGCGCUGGUCGUCUCCUGCAAGCGCCUGCAUGGAGAGGUGGACAAAGUCUUAUCCGGGCUGGAGAUUCUCUCCAGGAUCCUCGACNUCAUGUGUCCGUCUUCUCCCCUCCGCCAGGCUGCCAAUCAGAGCGGGGACCAGGAGCUGGAAAACCUCGUCCUCAAACUCUCCAUCCUGAAGGAUUUCCUCAGCAGCAUCGAGAACCAGGCGCUGAAAGCUCUGCAAGACAUGAGCAGCUCCGCCCUCUCCGCGCCCAUCCCCCAGUCCUCCAGGAAGGUGAAGAUUAUUCCCGUGCAGACCUUUGAGGUGAAGCUGGACAUGCUGGACCUCUCCAAGAUUGUGAAGUCCCAGAAGUACACGCUGAGCGUGGACGUGGACGGCGGGAAGCUGGUGGUGAUGAAGAAGAUGAAAGACUCUCAGGAGGACUGGAACACCUUCACACACGACAAAAUCCGGCAGCUGAUCAAGUCUCAGCGAGUGCCGUCCAAGCUCGGCAUCGUCUUCGAGAAGGAAAAGGAUAAAACGCAGCGCAAGGACUUCAUAUUCGCCAGCAUUCGGAAGCGGGAAGCGUUCUGCCAACUGCUGCAGCUGAUGAAGAAUAAGCACUCCAACCAGGAUGAGCCCGAUAUGAUCUCCGUCUUCAUAGGGACCUGGAACAUGGGAAGUGUUCCUCCGCAGAAAAACAUCACUUCCUGGAUCAGCAGUCAAGGUCUGGGCAAGACUCUGGACGAGAUGGCCGUCACCAUCCCUCACGACAUUUACGUCUUCGGGACGCAGGAGAACUCGGUGGCCGACAAGGAGUGGGUGGACUUCCUGCGGGUGAUGCUGAAGGACUGCACGGAGGUGGACUACCGGCCGGUCGCCAUGCAGUCUCUGUGGAACAUAAAAAUUGUCGUCCUCGUCCGGGCGGAACACGAAAAUCGGAUCACGCACAUCAGCACGUCCAGCGUAAAGACCGGAAUCGCCAAUACUCUGGGUAACAAAGGCGCGGUGGGAAUAUCUUUCAUGUUUAAUGGAACCUCGUUCGGCUUUGUGAACUGUCACCUGACGUCGGGCAACGAGAAGACCACCAGACGGAACCAGAACUACCUGGACAUCCUGCGGCUCCUGUCGCUCGGGGACAAGCAGCUGAACUCCUUCGACAUCUCUCUGCGCUUCACACAUCUCUUCUGGUUCGGUGACCUGAACUACCGGCUGGACAUGGACGUACAGGAAAUCCUGAACUUCAUCAGCCGUAAGGAGUUUGAGCCGUUGCUGAAGGUCGACCAGCUGAACCUGGAGAAGGAGAAGAAUAAGAUUUUCCUGCGUUUUAGCGAGGAAGAAAUUUCUUAUCCCCCCACCUACCGCUAUGAGAGGGGCUCCCGGGACACCUAUGUGUGGCACAAACAUAAGCCCACGGGGGUUCGCACAAAUGUCCCUUCUUGGUGUGACCGCAUCCUGUGGAAGUCCUACCCAGAGACACACAUCAUCUGUAACUCUUAUGGUGAGCACAGCGCAUGA